GCGACACAUAAGAUGUAAAUUUAUGGGAUUUCUUAAAAAAAAAUGUAAUGGAGGAAAUAAUCUUACAUUUUAAACUUAAUAAGAUAAAUAAUGAUAUUAACAAGUAAAAUGGAAAAACAAUUUAAAAUUUUAAUAUAAAAAUUAAAAAAAUGCAUAUAGAUAAAACAUCACAAAAGAGAAGACGGUUGUCCAAUGAGGAAGAUGAUGAUGAGGAUUAUAAGGGUUCUUUUGCUAGGGAGAAAGUUGGAGAUAAAACAUCACAAAAGAGAAGACGGUUGUCCAAUGAAGAAGAUGAUGAUGAGGAUUAUAAAGGAGAAGAGGAGGAGGAGGAGGAAGAAGAAGAAGAAGAAGAAGAAGAAGAUGAUGAUGAUGAUGAUGAUGAAGAAUUUGUACUGGAUGAAGAUGAUUGUUUGGAUGAGGAAGAGGAGCUGACUUUGCCUAGGAAGAAAAAUAUGAAGGCAAAUAAGAGAGGAUUACGGAAAAGGCGUCCUGGAGGAGGUCGGAGAGACAGGAAGAAUUGUGCAGUUUCAAAGGAACCUCUCAGAAAAAGCAGUGGGAAGAAACGUAGGUUGAAAAGGAAAAAUAGGGUUGAGGUUGAUGAGGAUGAGGAUGAUGAAGAUUAUGCUGACAGUAGCGAUGGUGAUUUUAGAGACAAUAGUAUCCCAGUUGUUAGAAAAAAGAGUAAAACAAGCUUGGCACAGAGAAAGAGAAAACAUCAUGUAUCAACAGAUUCAGAUCAUGCAUCCUCUGGAUCAUCUGAUCAUGAGUAUACCAUCUCUGAGGAAGAGAGAGAGCAAGUGAUGGAAGCCAGGAAGCUUUGUAGAAGUGUGAAGACUGCUUUAAGGAGUUCAUCAUCCUUAGGGAGGAUCCAGGAUGGUAGGGAUUUAGGCCAGGAUAAAAACCCUCCAGCACAAAAGGGUAAGGAGAAGGUAGAGGAGUUGAAGAGUGAGGUAGUAAAGCAGGUUUGUGGAAUUUGCCUGUCAGAGGAAGAUAAAAGGAGAUUGAGAGGAACACUGGAUUCUUGCAGUCAUUACUUUUGUUUCUCCUGCAUUAUGGAAUGGUCAAAAGUGGAAUCUCGUUGCCCUUUGUGUAAGCAGAGGUUCAAGACUAUUAGUAAGCCUGCAAGAUCAGCUGCAGGAGUUGAUUUGAGGGAAGUGGUCAUACAAGUUCCUGAGCGUGAUCAGGUCUAUUACCCAUCUGAGGAAGAACUCAGGAGUUAUCUUGAUCCUUAUGAGAGUGUGAUUUGUUCAGAGUGUCACCAGGGUGGAGAUGAUGGCCUCAUGUUACUUUGUGAUCUCUGUGAUUCAUCUGCACACACCUACUGUGUUGGGCUCGGCCGGGAAGUACCUGACGGUAAUUGGUAUUGUGACGGUUGCAGGCCUGGUGCACUGGUGUCUUCUAGUUCCCAAGCUCAAGAUUCUUUAUCCGAUCAAAGAAUGAUAACCAACAACUUUUACAAUAGACCAUCACCUGUUAUUAAUUUGGGGGAAAGUGGAGAACCGAGUUUAAUGUCUUCACCUCGUGCACCAUUUACUCAAGGAUUUGGGAGUCUUUUGUCUCCUAGGUUACCAGUUACAGAUGUUUCAGCAGCUUCUCCUCUGUCAGGAGCAGGGGCACCAACCCUAUCAGGGAGACGCUGGAUACACCGUCAUAUACAGAAUCUUCUUUCUGGCAAUAGAAUGAAUACUUUGGCUAUGAGAGUGGAUGGGGUGUCAACUGCCAAUUUGACCAAUGAUUUUUUGAACUCUCAGAUUGAUCAGCGUCGAGAAUCAACAGUUCAACAGUCAAGGAUGCAAGAAAAUGGGACAUUGUAUACAAUAGUUGAGGAGAGUUCCCAGGAUAAUCCCCCUUCGUCAUUGCAAAAUAGAGGCAUUUUCCCUCCAAGGUUGGGGCAUCCAGGAAGGCAAGUGGUUCAGGGUCCAAGUACGGCAACUAUAGAUACAGGUUUCAAUUUGACAUUAUGGCCUGAACUUGCUGGGAUCAAUUCAAUAUCAGGUAAUGACCACAUCAACCAGUGGAGCCCCAGAUCAAACAUUGUGCUGAAUGGUUCCCCUCAUAUAGUUAAAGAGGAGAGUGAUUUCUCCUCGGUCAAGGAACAGUUGCAAACAUUGGUUCGAAGUCAUCUCAAAAACUUGUCUAGAGAUAUUGAUUUAGGGACUAACUCUGAGGACAUAGCGAGGCAUUCCACACAAACCAUUUUGGCUGCUUGUGGGUUUGAGCACAUUAAGAGUGAGGUUCAUCCCGUGCCUUCACCAUGGAUUUGCCCCCACAUUGAGCUCCUGGAAGCUGGACAGAGGAGUCUAAUGAAAGGUUGUUGCCCUACUUGUUUUGAUUCCUUUGUAAAAGAUGUUGUGAAGAGAAUCAUGGACAAAAGCCUCCCUCCGUGGUUGAGUUUAGGUCUUUAGAUCUUUUGGUUAGUGAAUGUAUCUUUUGCACCCCCUUUUUUUUUUUUUUUGGGUUAGGAAUUAGAAACAAAAUUUUAAGAAGGAAUCUUUAUAGUUGACUUAUUGAUAAAAUGAUUCAUCGACAUUGAGCACGGAAGGUGCUCUAUUCUCUUUCAAUCUCCAGAAUAGAUUCUUGAAUGAAGAGAGUAGAUGGAUGGAUUACAUAUAUAUAUUUUUAUGAUAUUAAAAGAUGAAAUGGAAAUCUGACUGCGGAGGAAAACAAAGUUCUGUAUGGAACAUAAAUUACACUCAUUCCUACACCUUAUUUGAACAUUUUGGUUGGUACAUUUCACUACAAACAAACCAUAGAUUGAAGGACUCUAGAUCGCAGACUCAAUAUCUUGUGGAUUGAGGUCCACGAUUUGCAAUUACAAGCAUGAGUACUCUUCAUAAGAUGUCAUCUAGAAUUGUGGACAACACUAGUUCUCGAACAAACUCGCCUUUCUUUGCUUUCUCUUUCUGAUCCUUGGCUGAGAGAGAAGGCUGGGCAUUUCUGUCAUCCAGAAGCAAAAUAUAAUAGAUUAGACAUG
Molecule: messenger RNA, 2974 nt
Organism: Rubroshorea leprosula
Lineage: Eukaryota; Viridiplantae; Streptophyta; Magnoliopsida; Malvales; Dipterocarpaceae
Source: the annotation of a GenBank genome assembly